This is a messenger RNA of Clunio marinus, 195 nucleotides long. The record is from the annotation of a GenBank genome assembly. Lineage: Eukaryota; Metazoa; Arthropoda; Insecta; Diptera; Chironomidae.
AUGAAAGAUGAACUCGUAAUUAAAAACUGUAAAAUUAUUACUUUACUGCACAGUCCCGUAUGUGUGAUAACACAACUAUUAAAAAAGUGUUUUGGUGUUUUUCUUUCACAAUUGUCAUUCUACAGAGGUUCAAGUGUCCUAGAAAACAUUGAAGCAAUGUUCUGCGUCUCGGAUAAUGUCAUGAGUCUUGACUAA